Tetranychus urticae (two-spotted spider mite) is the source of this 1291-nucleotide messenger RNA. It is a transcript of the gene abs, whose product is annotated as ATP-dependent RNA helicase abstrakt. The record is from RefSeq and is a predicted model, not a curated record. Gene Ontology annotation, biological process: mRNA splicing, via spliceosome. NCBI's taxonomy places the organism in Eukaryota, Metazoa, Arthropoda, Arachnida, Trombidiformes, Tetranychidae. Gene Ontology annotation, molecular function: nucleic acid binding; ATP binding; RNA helicase activity.
GAGAGGAAAACACAAUUGUAUUUUAACAUAAAGUAAACAAAUGUGUAUGUACAUCAAAUACACUUACGCAUUUUAUGUGAAAAUACAAUUAAUUGAUUCAUUUUUCUCUCUUUUUUAGGCUCAAAGAAUUAAAGAAUUAAAGAUCAAAGUUAAGAUUUAUGGAACUGACCUAUGACUGGGAGUAUUUUCGCACUCAUUUUCGUCUCACUUCACGAUUUGCUUUUUGCUGUAGCUCGUCCAAGCGUAUUUAAGUCAAAAUGGUGAAUCGCAAAUGUGCUCUAAAGAAGUGUUCCUCAGCGCAACCAAAUGCCAAUGUCGGUUUCUUUGCUUUCCCCAAGGAUCCAUUGCUAGCUACAUCUUGGUUCAGCUUAUUAAGAGAUGGACUUCCUGACCAUUGUACCGAUGGGCAUUGUGGUAACCUCUUCAUCUGUUCCUUACAUUUCGAUGAGUCGUCGUAUUAUAAACAUGGGAACUAUAUGAGACUAUGGCAGAACGCACGGCCUAAAUUGAUUGAGUUUGGUAGUGAGUUUUUUGUUGAUCCUGAGAUGCCAACUGAACCUGCCAAUGGUUCAACUUCAACUUUCUCUACCAGUGAAUCUGUAUCAACUGAAGCUGGAGUUCAGGCCAACCUUAAAAGCCAAGAAUUAACAGACGUUAAAAGAAAAUUAGGUUACCUGGAGAGGGAAUAUAAGAAACUUCGCAACAACCCACCAGUAUCUCACAUUGUUAGACAUCUUUAUUUACUCCAACCUUUAGUGACUCCCGAAGCCUUUACGUUAUUUGAAUGUGCCGUCAAAAAUACAAAUGUAUCGCCGCAGCAAAGGCGAUACACAGUUGAUUUGAAACAACUAUGCAAUGGCCUUACAGCCGAAAGCUCAAAAACGUUCAAUCUUUUCAGAGAAUUCUUCGCUCUUCCCUCAUCGACAACACUCGGUCGAUAUCUUCAAGACUCAUCUGAUGAAUCAUUUACAGCUCCAUCCCCAUGAACUGCAACUUCAUCAGAAUCUAUUCCAAUUCGAUCUUGUCAUUUUUGUAAUCCUAAACGUUCCUUUUCUGCAAUUUCCACUUCUGGUUCUGCUACCACUUCAUCUGUGCCUGUUCCUUCAGCAACCAAAACACCUUAAUUUAAAAUUUGUUUUUUUGCUCUUUAAUCCUUGCCCGUUAUAUCCAUUUAUCCACUUGUAACUUGUAACAUGAAAUAUAAAGAAUGUCUAUUUAACUUCGAAAACAUCUGUAUAGAUCUUAAAACUCAUGUUAGGUGUUUCAAUAAACAUACAACGACGUGUUUCAA